CUUUUCGGGUACAGAUCUAGAUAGGUUAUCCCAGAAACGACCAGAGUUGUUCCUCUUCUUUUAACUGGCUCCAAAGACUUUGAUCAACCUAAAGCAUCAUGUGUGACGAGGAUGUUGCCGCUUUGGUCGUGGACAAUGGCUCCGGAAUGUGCAAGGCCGGAUUCGCCGGUGAUGACGCCCCCAGGGCCGUCUUCCCGUCCAUUGUGGGCCGACCCAGACAUCAGGGUGUGAUGGUCGGUAUGGGACAAAAGGACGCCUAUGUGGGCGACGAGGCCCAAUCCAAGCGUGGUAUCCUGACCCUGAAGUACCCCGUGGAGCACGGCAUCAUCACCAACUGGGACGACAUGGAGAAGAUCUGGCAUCACACCUUCUACAACGAGCUGCGUGUGGCCCCCGAGGAGCAGCCCGUCCUCUUGACCGAGGCUCCCCUCAACCCCAAGGCCAAUCGCGAGAAGAUGACGCAAAUCAUGUUCGAGACCUUCAACAUGCCCGCCAUGUACGUGGCCAUCCAAGCCGUGCUCUCGCUGUACGCCUCCGGUCGUACCACCGGUAUCGUGAUGGACUCCGGCGAUGGUGUGUCCCACACCGUGCCCAUCUAUGAGGGUUACGCUCUGCCCCACGCCAUCCUCCGUCUGGACUUGGCCGGUCGCGAGCUCACCAACUACCUCAUGAAGAUCCUGACCGAGCGUGGGUACUCGUUCACCACCACCGCCGAGCGCGAGAUCGUGCGCGACAUCAAGGAGAAGCUCUGCUACGUGGCCCUGGACUUUGAGCAGGAAAUGGCCACGGCCGCCGCCUCCACCUCCCUGGAGAAGUCCUACGAGCUGCCCGACGGCCAGGUCAUCACCAUCGGCAACGAGCGCUUCCGCGCCCCCGAGGCCCUCUUCCAGCCCUCGUUCUUGGGCAUGGAAUCCUGCGGCAUCCACGAGACCACCUACAACUCGAUCAUGAAGUGCGACGUGGACAUCCGUAAGGACCUGUACGCCAACACCGUCAUGUCCGGCGGCACCACCAUGUACCCCGGUAUCGCUGAUCGUAUGCAGAAGGAGAUCACGGCCCUGGCCCCGUCCACCAUCAAGAUCAAGAUCAUCGCGCCCCCGGAGAGGAAGUACUCCGUCUGGAUCGGAGGCUCCAUCCUGGCUUCCCUGUCCACCUUCCAACAGAUGUGGAUCUCCAAGCAAGAGUACGACGAGUGCGGACCGUCCAUUGUCCACAGGAAGUGCUUCUAAGGCGGACGGGUAGACUUCGGCCCCUCUGGCUCAUCAUAACCAUCAUUCAAAUUUUCAAAUUUUCCAUCUCUUUCAUUGUCCAUCAACUAUUAUGGCCUCUCUUGUCAACGAUGCACACACAUGCACCCGCUUCUGAUUAUGUCAACCA
This is a messenger RNA of Tigriopus californicus, 1377 nucleotides long. Its product is annotated as actin, muscle-like. Bases 99 to 1229 code for a protein of 376 amino acids. The transcript is spliced from 2 exons. The record is from RefSeq and is a predicted model, not a curated record. Gene Ontology annotation, biological process: mitotic cytokinesis. Lineage: Eukaryota; Metazoa; Arthropoda; Copepoda; Harpacticoida; Harpacticidae.